CGUUUGCCAGCCCUCCUCCGUCAAACAAACCUUACCAUCAGAGCUGAACGACGAACACCCCGACUCGCAUCCCACAAUCCCACAAUUCGUUCUCUGGCCCCCCCACAACGCGGCAUACGACUGGGUUAUCAUCUCUAGGCGAGAAGAGCGAUCCACUUACCCGGCCAAGAGGUUAGAGUUUUUUCCUGCGACAAGUGAAUCAAGGCCUCGCGACGCCAGGCAGGGACAAGGACACGACGAAGGAGGAAAUAGCGAAGGGCUAGAGAGGAGGAAAGCGACCUCUCUCGUAUCCUCAACAUGGCACAGCCCAUCACCUUCCCCCGGCCGACCUUCGCCAAGCUCUCCCCUCACCCGUUCCUCCUCGCGAACCUCCAGCCAGCGGACCCCGCGGCCGCGUCACCGGCCCGCACUAACGGUCGCGCGCCACGGGAGGCGCGCCCCGUCAACGUCAAUGCGGGCUCGCUAUCCCAUGCCCAUGGCAGCGCCGUCGUGCGCGCGGGCGACACCACCGUGAUCUGUGGCGUGCGCACCGAGGUGCUUCCUAUAGCCAACAUCCCAAACUACCGUGUCCCUCCCCCGAGGCCCGACGACGACGACGACGGCGACGACGACGGCGAAGCAGGUCAGAAAGAGGAGGAAGAGGAGGGGGGUAGGAACGAGCUGCGCGACUACGACCUGGUGGUACCUAACAUCGAGCUCGCGACGGGAUCCGCGCCGCAGUUCCUCCCCGGCGUGCCGCCCACGACGUUGGCACAGACGCUGAGCAGCAGGGUCUACUCGCUGCUGCACGCCUCUGGGCUGCUGAACGUUGCGGACCUGCGCAUCUGGGACGAGGGCAGCAACAGCAACAGCAAACCGGGCGAAAAUGAGGAGAUGGGGGAAGCCGACGAUGGGAUGGAGCAGAAGCCACAGGUCAAGGCGUACUGGGUGCUAUACAUCGACGUGCUAUUCAUUUCGUUCGACGGGAACCCCUUCGACGUCGCCUGGACUGCCGUAGUGGCCGCACUACGUGACACACGCCUCCCCCGCGCCGUAUGGGACGCCGAGCGCGAGGCCGCCGUCUGCUCCCGUGCUGACGGCAGCCCCGGCCGCCCAUUGUCUGUCCGCGGCCUGCCCGUCGCCUGCACAGCCGCCGUGUUCCGGGGCAAGGACGACCCCGACGCCGCGAGCGGGGACGGCCAGUACUGGGUCCUGCUCGACCCGGACCGCCUCGAGGAGAGCCUGUGCGACGAGUUCGUCACCGUCGUCGUGGAUCGCAGCGUCGGCGCCGACUGCGGGCAGGAAGGGGAGGCGAGGAUCCAGAGCAUGCUCAAGGCGGGCGGCACGGCCGCGGGGCUGGACUUUAUCGGCCGGCUCGUCGAGGUCGCGGAGACGAGGUGGCGGGAUGUCAGGGACGCUAUAAAUACUAAAGCAUGAAAAUGCGUGCAUGCUGCUGCCUGUGUGCGCCUGCUUAAAAAGAGGGUGAUAGAUAAAAUUGCAGGUAAUGAUACCUAAAGAAUAGAGACGAUGAUGUUACUAGACUGUGGCCUCAUGUGUGUUAACUUAUUUUAGUAACCUUCCGUUGAGGACGCUGAUAUCUCAAGGGUUACUGGUAUGGGGGCUUGCUUAGUUCGACUAGUCAACAAUUACAUGAAUAAGCCGUAUUGCGAGCGGGCUAAUACCGUCCUGUA
Molecule: messenger RNA, 1670 nt
Organism: Gaeumannomyces tritici R3-111a-1
Lineage: Eukaryota; Fungi; Ascomycota; Sordariomycetes; Magnaporthales; Magnaporthaceae
Product: exosome complex exonuclease RRP43
Exons: 1
Coding region: 298-1416 (372 amino acids)
Biological process (GO): U5 snRNA 3'-end processing; nuclear polyadenylation-dependent mRNA catabolic process; U4 snRNA 3'-end processing
Cellular component (GO): cytoplasmic exosome (RNase complex); nuclear exosome (RNase complex)
Source: RefSeq, a predicted model, not a curated record